GACAGCAUUUCUGAAUGAAACCAAAUCCAUGAAUGAGACAAUACUGGUGCCCACGGGCGAAGAGGUGGAGGGCAUGAACAUCCUCGGCCUGGUGGUCUUCGCCAUCGUCUUCGGAGUCGCCCUGCGGAAACUUGGGCCCGAAGGGGAGAACCUGAUCAAGUUCUUCAACUCCUUCAACGAAGCCACCAUGAUUCUGGUUUCUUGGAUUAUGUGGUACGCCCCCGUGGGUAUCAUGUUUCUGGUGGCCGGCAAGAUCGUGGAGAUGGAAGACGUGGUCCUGCUCUUCACCAGCCUGGGCAAAUACAUCUGCUGCUGCCUGGUGGGCCACGCCAUCCACGGGCUGCUGGUUCUCCCAGGGAUCUACUUCGUCUUCACCCGCCGGAACCCCUACCGCUUCCUGUGGGGGAUCUUCACCCCCUUGGCCACCGCCUUUGGGACCUCCUCCAGCUCCGCCACGUUGCCCCUGAUGAUGAAGUGCGUGGAGGAGAACAACGGAGUCUCCAAGCACAUCAGCCGCUUCAUCCUCCCCAUCGGGGCCACGGUCAACAUGGACGGGGCGGCCCUCUUCCAAUGCGUGGCGGCCGUCUUCAUCGCCCAGCUCAACAACGUCUCGCUCAACUUCGUCCAAGUCAUCACGAUCCUCAUCACAGCCACAGCGUCCAGCGUUGGAGCAGCUGGAAUUCCUGCCGGAGGGGUCCUCACCCUGGCCAUCAUCCUGGAGGCCAUCAGCUUGCCCACCAACAACAUCUCGCUCAUCCUGGCGGUGGAUUGGCUGGUAGACCGGACGUGUACUGUCCUGAACGUGGAGGGCGAUGCCUUUGGCGCGGGGCUCCUACAGGUGUACUCGGAGAAGAAAAUGGGCCAGAUGGAGGACGACGACCUGGUGGAAGUUAAGACGGUGGCCGUGGAGGCCAGCAAGCCCGAGUGGGUAGAGGAGGGCUCCCCGCUGAUUAAGCAGAACGGCCCAACCCAUUUGGGGGAUAGCAAACCUUGCGAAAAAGAAUCCGUGAUGUGACUGAACUACUCCAAAGCCGAACUUUAGAACUUUUCUCCAAAAAA
This is a messenger RNA of Protobothrops mucrosquamatus (brown spotted pit viper), 1059 nucleotides long. Its product is annotated as neutral amino acid transporter B(0)-like. The transcript is spliced from 6 exons. Gene Ontology annotation, molecular function: neutral L-amino acid transmembrane transporter activity; L-aspartate transmembrane transporter activity; symporter activity. NCBI's taxonomy places the organism in Eukaryota, Metazoa, Chordata, Lepidosauria, Squamata, Viperidae. Gene Ontology annotation, cellular component: plasma membrane. The coding region runs from base 29 to 1015 and encodes 328 amino acids. Gene Ontology annotation, biological process: L-aspartate import across plasma membrane. The record is from RefSeq and is a predicted model, not a curated record.